AUGGUUGACGUACCGCUCAAGCUCAACACUGGAGCCACCAUUCCUGCCUUGGGUCUGGGCACAUGGCAGAGUCCAGAAGGCCAGGUUCGUGCGGCCGUUGCACACGCGAUCAAGUCAGGUUACCGCCACAUCGACUGCGCCUAUGUCUACGGGAACGAAAAGGAAGUGGGCGAGGGGAUCAAGGAGGGGCUCGCUGCUGCGGGCAUUCCCAGGAGUGACCUGUUCAUUACGACCAAACUGUGGUGCACCUAUCACACGAGGGUGGAGCAGAACUUGGACAUAAGCUUGAAGUUGCUGGGUCUCGACUACGUGGACCUUUAUCUCAUACACUGGCCCGUGGCCAUGAACCCCAACGGUAAUGACGAGAAAUUCCCCAAACUGCCCGAUGGAUCCAGGGACCUGCUUCGCGACCGAUCCCACGUCGACACGUACAAGGACAUGGAGAAGUUGCUCAAGACGGGAAAGACUAAGGCGAUUGGCGUGGCCAACUACUCAAAGCGAUAUCUCGAGGAGCUGCUUCCCCACGUCGAGGUGGUCCCGGCCACGAACCAAAUCGAGAACCACCCACUCCUUCCCCAGCAAGAGAUUGUGGACUACUGCAAAGAGAAAGGCAUCCUCAUCACCGCGUACAGCCCGCUGGGUAGCACGGGGAGUCCCUUGAUGAAGGACCCACAUGUGGUCAAGCUGGCCGAGCAGAAGGGAGUCACACCAGGCUGCAUCCUCCUGAGUUACCAUGUCGCCAGAGGCAGUUCUGUGCUCGCCAAGUCGGUCACACCUUCUCGCAUUGACGAGAACAAGAAAAUCGUCUCCCUGUCGGACGGCGACCUUGCCUCUCUGGCCGAAAUCUCCAAGACCGGCGUCACCCGCUUUGUCUAUCCCGCGUUCGGCGUCGACUUUGGCUUCCCGGACAAGCAAUAG
Molecule: messenger RNA, 918 nt
Organism: Fonsecaea nubica
Lineage: Eukaryota; Fungi; Ascomycota; Eurotiomycetes; Chaetothyriales; Herpotrichiellaceae
Exons: 2
Coding region: 1-918 (305 amino acids)
Cellular component (GO): cytosol
Molecular function (GO): aldose reductase (NADPH) activity
Source: RefSeq, a predicted model, not a curated record